CGCCCGUGGAUCCUCCCUCCAUUCUUGGGUCAGUUUGAAAGGUGAAGGGACCUCAUGACAUCGGCCACUGACAAGGCGCCUGUCCACAUGCCCCUCGCGCUGCACCUGGCUGCUGUCGUGCCUGCCAGCGUUCUCGGCGCCAUUGUCCUCGCCACCAAGAAAGGCACCAAGCGACACGUCCUCCUCGGCCGCGUCUGGACUGCCUCCAUGGUCGCCACGUGCCUCACGAGCUUUGGCGUCACGGAGCUCUUGCCCAGCGGCAGCUUUAGCCCGGUCCACGCGCUCAGUGUCUUGACGCUGGCGUCGCUGGGAAAAGGCAUUCAGGCGAUCCGGCAGCGCAACGUCAAGCUGCACAAGAAGUGUAUGCUGGGGUCGAUGUUUGGGCUCGUGGCCGCUGGCGUGGCGACGUUGCUGCCAGAGCGACGCAUCAAUGCGUGGGUCAUGCAGGGCAAGGAGCCGUGGCUGCAGCAUAUCGAAGCGAGACGCUAAGGAAUACACCUUGUGCUGACCAUCAACUCGUCUAAAAACUGGUCAUGGACCUGCUCUUGGCGAGUUUCAUCUGUCGACACGUGCACGCUUCAAGCUCUACCGACUCGAGCAAGCA
Molecule: messenger RNA, 604 nt
Organism: Saprolegnia diclina VS20
Lineage: Eukaryota; Oomycota; Saprolegniomycetes; Saprolegniales; Saprolegniaceae
Exons: 1
Coding region: 55-489 (144 amino acids)
Source: RefSeq, a predicted model, not a curated record